CCCCCCCCCCGGUCCCGCCGGGCCUCCGGGAGCAGCCGCCGCUCGGGAACCACGAGCUCUGGAAAGGAAGAGAAAUGGAACUGAAGAAACUCAACAUUUCCUGGCACUUCCUGAUAGUUCUGGUUUUAGUCCUGCAAAUUUUCUCCGCUUUGGAUUUUGACCCGUACAGAGUCCUAGAGGUCAGCCGAACAGCCAGCCAGGCUGAAAUUAAAAAGGCGUAUAAGAAGCUUGCCCGGGAAUGGCAUCCUGACAAAAAUAAAGACCCAGGAGCAGAAGACAAGUUCAUUCAAAUUAGCAAGGCUUAUGAGAUUCUGUCCAAUGAAGAAAAACGAGCGAAUUUCGAUCGCUACGGGGAUGCGGGCGAGAAUCAGGGCUACCACCACCAGCAGCAGCAGCAGAGCCAUCACUUCCGCCAUUUCCAUGAAAAUUUUUACUUCGACGAAUCCUUUUUUCACUUCCCUUUUAAUUCUGAGCGACGAGACUCCUCAGAUGAGAAAUACUUACUGCACUUCUCCCAUUACGUAAAUGAGGUGCUUCCAGACAGCUUCAAGAAGCCCUACCUCAUCAAGAUCACCUCCGAUUGGUGCUUUAGCUGUGUCCACAUCGAACCCAUCUGGAAGGAAGUGGUUCAAGAACUUGAAGGACUGGGAGUGGGGAUUGGAGUUGUCCAUGCAGGAUAUGAAAGACGACUAGCACACCACCUGGGGGCCCAUAGCACCCCUUCAAUCCUAGGAGUCAUAAAUGGAAAAAUCUCCUUCUUCCAUAACGCAGUUAUCCGGGAGAAUCUGCGGCAGUUUGUGGAGAGCCUUCUUCCUGGAAACUUGGUUGAGAAGGUUACGGAUCAAAAUUAUGUCCACUUCCUGUCUGGCUGGCAACAAAAGAAUAAGCCUCACGUCCUUCUGUUCGACCAAAUGCCACUAGUGCCGUUGAUAUACAAGUUGACUGCUUUUGCCUACAAGGAUUAUUUGUCAUUUGGAUAUGUGUAUGCUGGAAUAAGAGGGACUGAAGAGAUGACAAGUCAGUAUAACAUCAACGUCUUUGCCCCCACCCUGUUGAUCUUUAAGGAGCAUAUCAACAAACCGGCCGAUGUUGUGCAGGCCCGUGGCAUGAAGAAGCAAAUCAUUGACGAUUUCAUCUCCCAGAACAAGUUCCUGUUAGCCGCCAGGCUCACCAACCAGAGGCUGUUUCAUGAGCUGUGCCCUGUGAAGAGAUCUCACCGCCAGAGGAAGUACUGUGUGCUUCUGCUGACUGGUGAAGGAAUCAAAUCUAGUAAACCCUUUGAGGCUUUCCUGUCCUUUGCUCUGGCCAACUCGAAAGACACAGUGAGAUUCGUGCACGUCUUGAGCAACCGACAGCAGGAGUUUGCCCAUACCUUGCUCCCUGACAUUGAAUUGUUCCAGGGAAAAUCCGCAGUUUCUAUCUUAGAGAGGCGCAACACCGGUGGACGAGUGGUGUAUAAAACCUUGGCAGAUCCUUGGACGGGAAGCGAGGAGGACAAAUUCAUUCUUUUGGGUCAUCUGGAUCAGCUGCGAAGAGACCCCGCCCUCCUGUCUUCAGAAGCUAUCCUACCUGAUUUAAUUGACGAACUUGCCCCUGUGUUUUUUCUUCGGUGGUUCAACUCUGUAUCUGAGUACCUCUCGGAUUGCUGGGACAGCGUGUUUCACAACAACUGGCGAGAAAUGAUGCCCCUCCUGUCUCUGAUCUUCUCUGCUCUCUUCAUCCUCUUUGGCACCGUGAUUGUGCAGGCGUUCAAUGAUUCAGGUGAUGAGAGAGAUUCAAGUCCUCCUGAUAAAGAAGAAGCCAACGAAAAGAGUGAAAAGAACGACACCAGCUUCAGCAAAGAAAAUAACAGGUUGCACAGGAUUCCCAAGAAGGGUUUCGUCGAGGUGACUGAACUCACAGAUGUAACGUACAUCAGUAAUUUGGUGCGCCUGAGGCCAGGCCACAUGAAUGUAGUUCUCAUCCUGUCUAAUCCCACCAAGACCAGCCUGCUACAGAAGUUUGCCUUGGAGGUCUACACAUUCACAGGGAGCAGCUGUCUUCAUUUCUCCUUCCUGAGUCUUGACAAACACCGGGAAUGGCUGGAAUACCUGUUAGAAUUUGCUCAGGAUGCUGCCCCGAUCCCAAACCAGUAUGAUAAGCAUUUCCUGGAACGGGACUAUACUGGCUACGUGCUGGCACUGAACGGCCAUAAGAAAUAUUUCUGCCUCUUCAAACCCCACAAAGCAGCACCGGAGGAAGAAGAAACCAUAGGAGCUUGUAAUGACCAUGAUUCUUCCGUCCACCUGGGUGAAUCCCGGGGGAAGACUUCCUGUAGUCCCGGCUCCAGACCCAUCAAAGGCAAAUUAAACAAGUUGUCCUUAUGGAUGGAACGUCUUUUGGAGGGCUCCUUACAAAGGUUCUAUAUCCCGUCGUGGCCUGAAUUAGACUGAGAAGGAUUUUAAAGAGUUUCUAACACUGCAGACUUUUUAAGAAGAUUCCCCAUGAACAGUUCUUUCCAGCAACCCCAGACAGCAAGUUUUAGAGGAACUCUUCUAGGACCAGUGGCUAGAAGAAUCCAUCCUUCGUUAUGCCCUGUCCUAGGAGUGAAAGACACCGUGUGUUGAAUUCUCUCUGUACCAAAACACUUUCCUUUUUUUUUUCUUAAUUUGAAUGCUGUACUAUUUAAGACAGAUCGCUCCGUUUUUCUUCCUCUCUUCUUCUUGUCGCGUGUGCUCCCUACCACUCCUCUGUCCUGUCUCUUUAUUUGAAGAAAAACCGUGACUCAGACCUGCAGCAGUCACUCAGUACGGACUGAACCUCGCGAACCUGUUGUGCAGGUCAAGUCCGUUGCACCCAGACCUACCUCCCUGACCAUCCCCUUGCAGUCAGACCCCACAGUGCUUCUGCCAUGGUGCAUGCCGUUUCACUAGGGGGAAACCACAGCUUUAUAAGGCUCUACAGCUCGGGAAAGGCCUUGGUAACGAGCUAACUUUACCUUCAUGUGCUUUGCUGAUGGUAGGAGGCUAGGAGCGUAUUUGGGGGUAUCUCCCUGUAGUGGGCCCUGCGCCGAUUGUCUUACGUGAAUGGGGUCUCUGCGUGCGGGUCGCUUUUCUUUUCAGGGGGAAGGGUGGACGGUGACUCGGGUCGAGCGGUUUCGUGUUCCUCCUAGUUCCCCAGGCUGCUUCCCCAGCUCAAACCGUAACCAGGGAGGGGUUAACACAGCAGUAAAUACCGAAUUGACUUUGAGCCAUUUAAAUAUGUAUCGUUUUCCGAUGCCUUUCUGCUUCUGUCGAUUUUAGGAUAUGUAUGUUAGGAGCCAUAACCUUUAAUCUUCGUCUCCUCCGAGUAGGGAUAAGCUGCUAUGAACCGGUAGAUAUGUAAAACUUAAACAAAUAUUCAUACCUGGCAGAGCGUCAACUUGACAGCACCUUGUUACCACCCCCCUCUCGCCCAGUGAUAUAUCUUUAGUACAAUGCAGACAUUUCUUUGUAUCAAGGAACUUAAAUUUGUCAAUGAUUGUAUUUUUGAACUCUGAUACCCAAAAAGAGCUGGAUGCUCAAGUCCUCUUGUUACAAGGGAAACUAGUCUAGAUGCUUAGUUUCAGCUUCUGAAUGAUUUUGCUGUCUCACCUCCGACCUUUUCUGUGUUAAUGUUCAGGUGCUUAGGGGUCAAACAAACCCAUCCAUUUUCGUAGCUUGAUGAGUUGUUAGGCUUAAUUGCCAUCAGCUGGGAUCUGUGCCAGCCAGCUGGAGAGCUGUAGGUGGCGAGAGGUUAAUUGCAAAAGAUGGAGGGGGUGAGUGUCUGAAUGUGUGUGAGUGUGUGUCUAUCACCCCCAGAUGCUUCCUUUCCAAGAAGAGAGAGGGGGAUGAUGUGGAUCAGACCACUGACCCAAAGUAACGUGGAAGAAGGCCCCACCAACCAACCCGGUUUCAGGAUCUAGCUUAAGGCGGCAAAUAGCAAAUGAUUGAAAGGCAGUGGUUGGAGUCAGAGGUUUUCUAAAAAAAACAACACCUGAGGUUAGGGAUUGUCUUUGAUCCUAUAGAAAUGGCAGAUCAGUCCAAAAAAUAGCCCAGUCGGGGAGAGCCCUUCCAUUCACAUUUAGAGGGCUUAAAAUUUUGAAGGGAUUCUCAUGACUUUCAGGUGCAGCGGGGCUCAGGAUUGUUAGACUACUUAGCCCACCCCUAGCGUAACUUGGCCCCCGAAGACCCCCGCGGUCAUUCAGCUUGAGGUUUUAACAUGGGACUUUUGGGUUCACUUGUUUUUAGUCAUUACAUUUCCCUCCCCUUGGGGGUUCCUCACUGAGGGCCUGAAAAAACAAACUUUUCAUCUCUAACUUGCUGCUUCCUUCUUUGCACUUUGCUCAGCGAGGACAAUAUAGACUGCGUGACCCUAUGCACUUUCAGCUCCAUGUACUAGCACAAGGCAGCAACGUUUGGGCUGGAAACAUUCCUAAGGAGAGAUUUGGACCUCAGUGACUCUGGCAAUCUAGCUUUCCACUCUGAGAGUGUUUUUAAUUUAGUACUCAUUUUAAAAGUCCCCUAGGGUCUGUUGAUCUUUGUUUUAAGUCUUACUUAACCUUGGACCCAAACCACCUGAACUUUCCCUUGUUAAAGUUGAUUUCUAAUUACCAUAUUAAUCAGUGGAAAACAAAUGUGAGGUUGAAGACCACCACUCGGGCGGCCUUUCUUGGAUAAGGUAGCGGAAUCGAAAGUGAGAGCCAUGUGUAAAGUCAGAUUUGUGGUAUCAUCGUGAGCGUCUGCGGGCUGUCAGAUUGGGCGAUUCGUAUUUUUAGAAUUGGGUUCCUUUUCGGCUGGCACAAAUUCUGGGUGGACUUACAGCUCAGAGGGAAUCAGAGAAGAAAAUGGCAGCUCACCAUUUCAGAAGAAAAUAAAUCUACUGUCCGGCUGCACUUCCAGCAGCACACUCGCCUCUCUGCCCGCCCCGUACCAGGCGACCUUUGGCUACACAGUGGCACUAUGGCAAAAGCUGCCCCGUCAGGGCAUCAUUUGCCACCAGGAAUGCACUCUCCCCUUACUGGCAUGUAAAAAUCACUGUCGCUUUCAAAAAGUCGAGAGAUCCUUAUCUUCUUUCUUAACUGGCCUCUCCUCAUCUGUGUUGGCCAAACCCAACUGCACAUGCCAAUUGUACGUAUCGUCUUCCUAGCUUGAAAAAAAGGUAGGGCUGGAUUUGUUUGAAAUGAGUGGCUUGGUUGGAAAUAAGAAUUAAAGGAAACAUGCAAAACCCACUUUUUUGUAGAAUUCUUAGCUGAAGGAAACAUCUUUACGACAAGGGGGAAUGUUGCCCAAGUCCAAGCACGGGACAUUUUCCUUUGAAUGUAGACUGACUGUAGUAUACCCAGGAGCAGCCUGCAGCUGCAAAACCCGCUAUCAGCUCAGCUAAAGUUUGCCAGGGAAUGAUCACACCUGGGAGACGGUCUGAAAAGAAGGUGAAUAUUUUGCACUUUUGAUACUCUUAGGAACAAAUAACUUAUUUGGCAAAUUGUGUCUUUUUUAUGUUUGUUUUUGUAUUGUGAACAGGCACUGAUGUUAAUGUUAUUUUGUUUUAAGACUGUUACAGAUUGGAAACGGAAAUAAACUAUUUUAAUGUGUGAUGAUUUGGGGGCAAGA
Molecule: messenger RNA, 5609 nt
Organism: Ornithorhynchus anatinus (platypus)
Lineage: Eukaryota; Metazoa; Chordata; Mammalia; Monotremata; Ornithorhynchidae
Gene: DNAJC16
Product: DnaJ heat shock protein family (Hsp40) member C16
Exons: 15
Coding region: 75-2432 (785 amino acids)
Source: RefSeq, a predicted model, not a curated record